Aspergillus udagawae is the source of this 1881-nucleotide messenger RNA. RefSeq lists its product as uncharacterized. The record is from RefSeq and is a predicted model, not a curated record. The transcript has 6 exons. NCBI's taxonomy places the organism in Eukaryota, Fungi, Ascomycota, Eurotiomycetes, Eurotiales, Aspergillaceae. Bases 1 to 1881 code for a protein of 626 amino acids.
AUGAGCUUCGGCUGGAGCGCCGGAGAUGUGUUACAAGCUGCCAAGAUCGCCUGGGAUGUCUACAAGUGUAUCGCUGACGGAACUCAAAAUGCAAAGGUUGAUUUCACACAGUUCAAAGCAGAGUUUGAGUUGAUGAGAGCAACCAUCAAAGAGUUACAAGAGGCAGAGAAUGAGGUCCCCGUGUCCAAGAGGGUCGCCCUCGGUCAGUCGUAUCAGCAAACUAUCAUCGAAUGCACCGAUUUCGUCAAGAAGCACCAAAGGCUAGCGCGCGAUAUACAUUCAGGCGGAUCCAAAGAACCGUUACAAUGGCACAAAGUCUCGGACAGAGUCAAGACGCUUUUCCACCAAGUUUCGUGGCCGAUAGAACGCAAAGAAGCCGAACGACUGCGCCGCGCGCUUGAGCGGAAUGUCCAGCUAGCGAACUUGAUGGCAACCAAUACCGUGAUUGAUAUACAGAAACAGAAUAGGCAGGAGAAUCUGGAAAUUCUGCGUGCAAUUAAAAUCAUGAGCCUACAGAUAUCGUUCAUCCUCCGCCAAUGCAUGCCUGGACAUAGUUCUAACAACAGGGACAAUACUCUGGAAAGCCGGCUGUUGUCCGAACUUGGUCAGCGAGCUCUACCACGGUUACGAGAUACGGAACAGCUGCCGCCGUUGCUGGAGUUUCCUGGCACAAGGUCCGACGAGCGGGAGUCGAAACCCCUUCUUCGCAUCCAAGAUGUCUCCCAGAAGCUAGAGCACCUUAUCAUGCGUCGUGAUAUGCCCGUCGUCGGCUUCCUAGACCAGAUCCGAGCGGAUAUUCGUGGCGCCUUGAAUCAGGCUGGGUUCAAACAUGUCACCGUUCCUGGUCAACUGGCGUUGAAUGCACCUACUAAACCCAAAGAGCCUGCGCGAAUUUUGAACAAGGAGAUUGAUGAAUGGGAAAAAUUCAGCGACUGGGUUAAAUUUCAGCUCCUGCACCAAGAGCGCGCGAUCACCCCGGCAGGGAGGGAACACUCGACACAUGAUAAUGACCCUCCCGGGGAACCACCACCUACGCCUCCACUGGAUGCGCCCAUCAGUACUCGCUACCGGUGCACGAGAGUAGAGACCCAAUGUCCUGUAGUGAUGCAUUUUCCGGAUCCGAAUCUCAAGAACCAUGAAUUACACAAACCGGUUAAAUGCACAAUAACUGUCUACCUACAUCACCGUACCCGCGAUGUUGGCUUCAUUGAGGCAACAGAUGUGACUGGCGCCGUGAAGCUAACUCAUCGAAUACACGAACCCACAUUCCGAGGAGCCCAGAGCUCCAUGAUUCCAUAUAUCGAGAGUGCUCAUGUUGUCAACGACCCGACCAGUCCGUUUAGGAUAUGCUUUCAGGGGUCUCACCGUGUUAAGAUUGAAACGAAUGGUGCUGCCGAAAGAUAUGCCAUCUCGCCGGUAUAUAUCUGUCGGAAGAAGGGUGACUUUGUUGCUUUCCAGAGCAUACUCCUGGGGAGAAAUAUUCUCUACUGCGGGGACGUCAAAUAUAUCAACGCCGAUGGCGUCGAGGAACACUGCUCGCUUGAGACCAUUCGUGUCCUUCAGGACCCGCUCACGUCAGCGCGGAGCUUACUCUACUUUGGCAAACUCAAGCCAGGCUCGAAUGCAAAGAUGGGCUUUUUGGAAUGGCCUUUGGACGGAUUCGUUGAACUUAAGUACUCGAAGCUAUCAACCAGGCUUCAACUGCAGGGAGGGGCCAUCACGAGACGGAACUCUAUGGGAAGUAUCGGCAGCAUGUUGUCGAACGAUUCACGCCACUCAACCAUGUCAAUGUCGAGUUCAGGUCGCCACAUAAGACAGUUGGCAAUUGUCUUUCAUGACGAGAAAGAUUGUGAAGCAUUCCGUAACACACUUCGGCAAUAA